This is a messenger RNA of Lentinula edodes (shiitake mushroom), 297 nucleotides long. RefSeq lists its product as uncharacterized. The record is from RefSeq and is a predicted model, not a curated record. Gene Ontology annotation, biological process: mitochondrial respiratory chain complex I assembly. Lineage: Eukaryota; Fungi; Basidiomycota; Agaricomycetes; Agaricales; Omphalotaceae. The transcript has 5 exons. Bases 1 to 297 code for a protein of 98 amino acids.
AUGGCAUCAGGUUAUGGCUGGGGAGGAGGACGCUCCCGAUGCUUUGCGUAUUGGCAGGAAUUCCAGAAGUGUUACGCCAACGCAGAUUUUCCCACUGACUGUCGUCCUCAAGGUGAUGAUUAUCUAGAAUGUUUACACCAUACCAAGGAGGCUGCACGCGCAAAGGCUAUUCAAGACGAAUUUAUCCGUCAAGCUGAAGCAAAGGCGAAGGAAGGCCAAAAGACUGCGGAUAUUCUGUCGGACGGCGUAAUAGUAGGAGUAGGCUUGAUCCAACGAGGACAAGACCAGUCAAAAUGA